This is a messenger RNA of Chenopodium quinoa (quinoa), 3559 nucleotides long. RefSeq lists its product as uncharacterized. The transcript is spliced from 3 exons. Bases 2618 to 3205 code for a protein of 195 amino acids. Lineage: Eukaryota; Viridiplantae; Streptophyta; Magnoliopsida; Caryophyllales; Amaranthaceae. The record is from RefSeq and is a predicted model, not a curated record.
UGACAUUUGGUUAUGGCACUAAGAAACAAAUGUAACGGCAUAGAUCAAACGUUCGUCUAGGUAACUCCCACUCCCAACCACAGUAACUAUCAACUCCAACAACGGUAAUUUUACUUGAGUUAACAUUUUUGUACCUCUUAACUUACUUGAUUGUCUUUGGUAGAGAGAGAAAGACAAAAUCCGAAAACCCAGUGAGUGAGAGAUGAGGUUUCAAGCUUGCUAGAUAUGUGAAGGGGUUGCUUGAAGCUCCAAGCUUGGUAGAUCUGGGUACGGGUUUGGAGAUCUGUGAAUCUGUGGUUGUUACAUCUCGCACAAGACGGAGAUGUCUUUGAUUGAAGAAAAUGAUGGUGCUGGUAAUUGCAUUGUUAACUUGAGUGAUGCAAACUGUGUUAGCUUGGCUGAUGACAUGAAUGACCCAGACAUAGCCAUGGUUUCAUUGUCUGGUCGUUCUGACUAUGAUUAUAUGGAUGUUGGGGAGGGUAUGGGGCUGCGGCUGCCUGCAAUCUCCCCUAGUGUAAUUCCCAGGGUUGCACAGGGUUAUUUAUCCCCAAUCAAGACUAUUCGUACUGUUUAGACUGUGGAGAUUGUUGUCUCAACAAAUAAUCAAGUGCCUUAUGUAGUAGAUCCACCGGCAGAGGGUAUGGUCUUCAAAAGCUGGGUGGAUAUUGAGGCCUACUUUAAACAGUAUGCAGAACAACAUGGUUUUGGAGUUAAUAGGGUUUCAAGUGCGUACAAAGACAAAACCAGGGAGCGUAGGGCCAUUACUUGGAGGUGUGAAUGCUGGGGUGCGGCUGAUAUGAGGGCGCAAAGGGAGGCAAAAAAGAGGGCGAAGGCAAUGGAUGUAAGUGGAACCGGGGGCAAUGAGGAGACCUUUGGCUGAAAUUAUGCCUUCAUCUCGACACAGGAGGUGCAUAUGGCACAUUAUGAGUAAGAUUCCCGACAAGCUUGGCAAAUGCAAGUGGUAAGUGAUUUCUUUUCUAUUAUUCUAUUUAAGCAAAUCCAAGUAUACCUUCAUGGACUAGGUAAUUUAGAUGCCUGACUUGACUUUAUAAUGCAUAAAUUUAUCCUGCGCUGAUCAGUAUAAGGUCUUAAACCUUUUUUAGUACUAAUGCAUUUUCAUUUUUCUUACAUCAGUGUAUUGCAUAAAUUCUUCCCUUUUUUUAUUUUUACAUCAGUUUGAAAAAUUAUUGUUAAGAGGUUGUUUAUUUUGCAAUUAUGUUAUAGUGUUGCUGUUAUAAAGUUGAUUGUUAGAAAAUGUGUCUCAUUCUUAAUGUGGGAAAAUUUAUCAUACAUCAUGUAUUGUUUGGAAAAUCAGCAAUGUUACUGAAAUGUAACCCUGCAUCAUGCAUCAAUGUUAUUGAAUUGAUUUUGUUCUUCGAGACUGAUUUAUAAUUUUGUGUUCCUGACAAUAAUUGUUGUACACUGCUUGAAGCUUUGCUGAUUUCCCUUUCAGCACAUGGGCCCUGUAUUUUUUGUUUUAUAGGUUGGGAUUGCAGAAUCAUACUUAAAAAGUUCAUAACAUGCCUAUUUUUGAAUCCAUUAAAGCCAUCAUUUAAUACAUUCUGCCUAUUUGUUCAUAACUUGUUUCAUGUAUAACCUUUGUAACUGUCUGCCUAUUUGUACCCAACUUGUUUCAUUUAUAAUCUCUCAUUUAUAACAUGUUGCCUAUUUGUUCAGAACUUGGUUCAUGUGUAAUCAAAUUUUUAGCUGUCAUGAUUAAUAAUAUGUAGUAUUGGAUGCUGUCAUAAUUAGUUAUAUUUGUUUCCAAAGAUGUUAUUAUGGUUUGAUUUGUUCUGUAUGGUACCGACUAGGUACAAUGACUUUAAAAGUCCUCUUAAGGCUCUGAUUUAUGAAAGCUUUACUGUGGAUGAGUUUGAGCUCCGAUGGUGUGCUUGUAUUAAGAAAUACCACCUUGAAGAAAAUGAAUGGCUUCAGGAAUUGUUCAAUGAGCGUCAUAUGUGGGUUCCAUGCUUCAUGAAAGAGCACUUUUGGGCUGGUAUGAAGACGACCCAAAGGGUGGAGAGCAUUAAUAGCUUUUUUGAUGGGUUUGUGAACUGGAAGACUAAGCUAUUUGAGUUUCCCCAGAAGUACACUAGAGCCAUGACUAAACGAGUUGAAGAUGAAAAUGAAGCUGACGCAAGAUCAACAAAGUAUGUUAGAAGGUUGGUUAGUGGGUUUAAGCUUGAGAGACUUUAUCAAAAAAUUUACACAGAUGCCAAAUUCCAAGAGAUCCAAAAAGAAUUGUCAAGGAUGAUGUAUUGUUAUGGGCGGGAGGAAAGGGUUAUUGAUGAUAAUACUGUCCAUUAUUACCUAUAGGAUUGUGUCUGGGUGGUUCCGGAAGGAUUGAGUGAAGAGGUUAUUACUGACAGAAGGCGCAUCUAUUGUGUGAAGUUCAGUCGAGAGUCAAAAGAGGUGAUGUGAGAUUGCUGUAAAUUUGAAACUUUUGGGGUCUUAUGCAAGCACUGCAUCCGUGUCCUAGAUCAAAACCUUGUGUUUGAUAUACCAGACAAGUAUAUCUUGGACCGGUGGCGCAAGGAUGUUAUAAUAAAGCACACUCAUCAAGGUUUCCUAUCACGAUCCGACCGACACAAAGGAGGUUCAAAGGUUCAACAAGAUAAUGAAUCACUUCAAACCUAUUUGUGAUGAAGCAUCGAUGGUUGAUGAUGAUACAGUUGACAUGGUCAUGUCUGCUCUGUCCAAGCUGAAGAUUGAUGUCAGUGAUCGGAGGAAGAAGUUCAUUGAAGCUAAUGGUGUGAUGACACUCCCUAGCACACAAUAUCCUACUUCCGAAAAAGGAUCGACGAGUAACUUGAAAACUCCAUCUUCUGUCAGAAAACAAUUGAACACAAAUACUCAAGAGGUCAUGGAGUGUGAUGAAGUUCCUGACCAGAUGGCAAGUCAGCACACCCCUUUACCUGAAUUUAGCCAGCACAUACUGGAUCCGAGUGUCAAAAAGAGAUGUCGAGGGAGGCCUAAAGGAUCUCGCAACAAACCCUACUCAGAGACAGGCUAUAAAACCACAAAAAAGAAACAGCCUAGAGAUGCAGAUUUGGAUAUGGAAAUGGAGCUACCUCUGAGUGCUAUGACUCCUAGGGUUCCUGCUGUGCCAGCUAAGGUAAUUGAAUUCUCAUUCUUGACCUACAUUAUGCUACAUUCAGUCUGUUGGGAUUGGUUUGAACCAGUACUUGACACUGCAAUGUGCUGAUUGCUGGGAAAAAAAAUCCAAGAGACAGAGAAGGAAUAUUGCUGUGAAAUUGGCUACAUGUUUUGAAGAAGAAGAUGAGGGUUCAAUGGAAUUCUGAAGACAACCUAGUAGAAUGGUGUUUGCGUGGUGAUGAGGAUAAUUUGUGUUAUGUAAUAUGUACUCUUUUAAAUUCUCAGAACUUUUAUGUAUUGUGAUAGCUUCCAGAUGUUUGUUAUGUCGUCGUAUCGUGUUGCUCCUCAUCGAGUGUAUUGUGAUAGCUUCAGGAUGUUUUUUAAUUUUAGGAUGUUUGUCAUGUUUGUUAUGCGUACUGUCGUGGUUUGUUUGUUUAUUGUAUACUUGUCCGAUUGUUCGUAA